UAUUUUGAAUUGUCAAUAUUUUACCAGAAUGGUGCAAGAGAAUGAUAAAAUUAAUUAGAUUAUAAAAUUGUAGAUAACAUGUUUUUAUAAUUCGUUAAUAGUUUAAAAUACCCAUAAUGUUCUCCUUGGGAGGGCAGCGUGUCUUACAUAAGUGCCUCAAGAUUUUGAGGUUAACUGUUCUUGAUUUCAGCAACCUACCUGAUAUAAAGAAUCUGAACGUAGUCAGGACUGUGGAGAAAACAAUAGACAACAAUACGAGUAUAUUCGUUGAGAGCCCCAUACACGUAAAAGUUCAGCCCAUCGACGUUAACGAUUUAAAAGCACAUAACAAAUUGAUUAUGACACUCUACAGUCAGGGCAAAGAUACGAGCGAUUUCCAAGUGAAACAGACCUCUAAGCGUUUGGAACUGCUUAAUAAGAAUACUUCUCCAGAUAGGAACGAUGUCUGCUUAAUACAAGUGCCAUAUCACCUGAAAGUGCAGGUGACAACUACAGAUAAAGCAUCUGUGCAUUUAUCAAAGUUGGAAGGUGAAGAAUUUGUAGUCAAAACGGAUAAAGGUAUUGUUAAAGUUACUGACCUGAAGGCUCAGAAUAUUAAAGUCGAGAGUUCCGAAGGUGAGGUACAUACAGAAGGAAGAUUGCAAGCGAGCAAUAUAGAAUUGAAGACGGGUUUAAAUUCUGGAAUACACUGUCACAAUAUCAUGGCGAACACAUUUGUAGUAACAACACAUGCAGGACCAAUAGGUGUCAAGUCAUGUUACAGUGAUAAGUCACAUUUCACAACCCUAAUGGGCAACAUACGACUUGACCAUCUACACAGGUCUGUAAUGAUUGAUGUAAUACAACAGGGAAACUUGUAUAUAACAGCGUUCUCUGGCAGUGUACAGGCUUCACUGAAGAGUGGUGAAGUUUUUAUGCAUGCUUCACAAUUGACUGACAAAAGCAGUAUAUUUAUUCAUGAAAAAGGCAAAGUAGAGAUGCUUGUUCACGACAUAUUGAAAAACUUGCCUGCAACAAAUUUGAUUGCGGAUAAAAUAAAAGUGGAUGAGAAAAUUAUGAAGCUCGGUCGGUUCAUGGAUGAUUCACAUCCGCAACGGUUUAGGUUCGAAGGGGAGCCCCACAAUGAGUUGCAUAUAGUCUGUAAGAAUGGCUCAAUUGAGUUGAAGGAGACAAACUUACCAUUUCUCAUUUAAGUUGUGAAAUUGUAUCUCUAAUAUUAGAUAUUAUUUUUCCUUUAUAUUAUUUGUAUAUGAUGCUGAAUAACAUGGUUAUUAUUAUUUUAUAUAUGCAAUUAAAUAUAUUUCGCUAAUAUUGAUUUUGAACUUUAUUAAAAAAAGAAUGCAAUAUUGUUUGUCAAGUACUUAAUUUUAUUUCACAGAAAUAAAUUAUGAUUACUUAAAAAAUAACUGACGAUUUUAUACAAGGUACCACUUCUAAAUUACAUCACACUUUGGAGGGAGUGACAAAGUGCGACAUACAACAAGGGGUUGGGGACAUCAUAAAUAUUGUGUAAAAAACUAUGAUAAUCAUAAUAAUGGUUAUAUCAUAACAUUUCAAUUAUAGUGCUAAAAAACAUGAAAUGUUAAUUAUUAAAAUAUGACAAGCUGUAUAAGGUAAGCGGUGGGAGGGGAAUAAAAAUGACUGAAAUUGGUGUGAUGUAACUUAAGGAUGAGCCCCAAUUAGAAGUCACAAAUACAACAAUCUGUUUCAAAAUGUUAAUACAGUACAAUACUAGGUAACUUUGUAAAUUGUUAACUAUAAUCUAGUUAUAUAUAAGAGUAGUCAUGAUGAAAUUUAUUGUUAUAUUAUAUAUCUAAAUUGUAUAUUUUUGAUUUAUAUAAAUACUGUAUUAUUAUUGUUAUAUAAAUACUGCAUGAUUAUUCAAGUAACAAAUAACUUUCUCAUGUUGUUAUAUUCUAUUGUAGGUACUAUCUUUUUAAAUUAUUGUAUAAUUGUCAUUUAGAAGUGAUAAUUAUCAAUUGUGUAUUUAUAAAUGCAUUUAUAUAUUAUUGGGGAUCUGUCAAUUAAAUUGUAUCAAUUUAUUUUUGGUUCCGAACAAUACUGUGUUUAUUAUAUUUGAUCAGGUUUCUUAAAAGAACAUCCUC
Molecule: messenger RNA, 2105 nt
Organism: Achroia grisella
Lineage: Eukaryota; Metazoa; Arthropoda; Insecta; Lepidoptera; Pyralidae
Exons: 1
Coding region: 117-1193 (358 amino acids)
Source: RefSeq, a predicted model, not a curated record